AUGUCUACCCCAGGAUCUCCAGAUCGUACCUUGCGGAACAACCGACUCUCAACGACUCGACAAUCAACUUUAAUAAAUACCUUGGGGCGCGAGCUGGGCACUACUGGUGCUACAGACCCGUGUUCAUACCGUGCGUAUCUUCGACGCAUUCGUGGAUCGCCGGCAUAUUGGUUUCUUUAUGAUCAGAUGCACAUUUUUGCUGGAGUUCCAUAUAACCCACCCGCCUACAAUCCUGUGAACCCAGUCUCCAUCUUAGAGGUAGCAUCCGAUGGGUCAACCAAACUUUUUAGCUACGAAACCCUUGAUGAUUUAAAAGCGCAUCUUAAGAGUCCGUUUGCGCAUAAUGGAUAUGCUGGUAUGCCUAAUCAGGGAAGAAGAGUGGUCUUGGUGACCGAUAUUCGAGAAACUGUGCUAGAAGUCUUAGGAGAUACGCAUGGGAUGGAUUUUGGUUUUUUUGCGGAUCACUUAUUACCGGAUGAGCACAUAAGCUAUACUUCGAAGACAACAAGGGGCAGUCAUCUCCAUAUCCUAGAGGAGACUAAACCAGAAAGUCGAAGAUUCCAGUUUGAGUAUAGGGAGCUAGGCCGAACCCGGAGAACACAUCGGGACACGAGAAACGUGUGUCGAGUAUUUGAGAAGCCUAGUGGACUAUUGAAUUGGGACGCGAUAUUUCAGAGACGAUUCUCAUGUUUCACGUGUAGCCCUCCUAGCCGGGGGUUGACUACAGAUAUAUAUUUGUUCGAUGAGCAUGCCUUCCGCGGCCCAUUUGCAUUGACCUCUCGGCUGAAUCUUCCUUCAUUCCUAGAAUUCAAGGAAGGAGACGCGGCAUUUGAUAGGUCUCUGGGUAUCAAUAGAUACAACCCCGUGGUAGAUCCUGACAGCCAACGCACUCCGUUCCAACAAGAGCUAGUUGACUUUUUCAAAAGCUCUGAUUUCAACGCUAUCCGCGCUUUCGAAAACUUCUCAUAUUUAGUGGCUUAUAUAUUAAAGCCCACUCUUGUCAUGUGGCGACAUUUAUUAGUCAGAAUCGAGCAUUCGUUUCUUGGGGCAAUGGAGGGUAGAAUAACCUCAGACGACGUCCAUGAUCUAACCGGGGGAAGCUUGAGUUCUGCAUUAAGUCAAGACCCUAAAGCGGGGAAUGAUUUGGACGGCGUAUUGGAGGAAUUUACAUCACUGUGUGAAGAUAUGCACUAUGUUUCUAUGAGGGCGGAGAAAGCGCACAGUAUUGUGUUAACGAAAUUAACGAUUGUUGAGAGCAAGAAAGCCAUCGAGCACUCUAUAAGGGGAAUUGAACUAGAGAAGAGAGUUGGAAGAUUAACUUAUUUAGCGUUUAUUUUCGUACCUUUAUCGUUUUUGGCAUCCUUUCUAGGAAUGAACGGAAUAUCACUCGAAAACAACUUCACGGCCGAGACUAAACGUGUCAUCUGGGUCUUUUGGGCCCUCUCUAUUCCUCUCGUUCUCAUUACUGUCUUCCUUGCGGUUCCUUAUCGUCUCCUUUCCUCACUAAAGCGGGCUAUAUACCUUUUACAAAGACUUGCCGGGAUCGGCUGGAUAUACGAAAGGGAAGAAAUCGAAAAGUAUUACCCAGAAGGAGGGGGUUCAUGGCAAGAGUAUCAUAGAUGGCUAUGUUCACUUGGGUGUGAAAAAAUAGAAGAUUCUAGCCCAAGUAAUUUGUUUGUUAUGGAAAAUGAUGGUAGGUAUUAG
Molecule: messenger RNA, 1704 nt
Organism: Morchella importuna
Lineage: Eukaryota; Fungi; Ascomycota; Pezizomycetes; Pezizales; Morchellaceae
Exons: 4
Coding region: 1-1704 (567 amino acids)
Source: RefSeq, a predicted model, not a curated record